AUGGAAGAACCGAUUCUACGUUAUGAGAAGAUUGACUUUCUUGGAGAAGGGCAGUUUGCAACAGUUUACAAGGCAAGAGAUGUGAAAACUGACAAAAUAGUAGCUGUCAAAAAGAUCAAAAUUGGUUCCCGAUUAGAGGCCCAAGAUGGUAUCAAUCGAACAGCAUUAAGGGAAAUUAAGCUGCUGCAAGAAUUACAGCACAUCAAUCUGAUUGGCUUAUUAGAUGUAUUUGGACAGAAAUCAAAUGUAUCAUUAGUGUUUGACUUUAUGGAUACUGACUUAGAGAUAAUUGUUAAGGAUAAUAGUAUUGUGCUAACUCCAGCUAAUGUUAAGGCUUAUAUGAUCAUGACUUUAAGAGGUUUAGAAUAUCUUCAUCAAAAUUGGAUAUUACACAGAGAUUUGAAACCUAAUAAUUUACUUAUAAAUCGAGAAGGAAUUUUGAAGAUUGGGGACUUUGGUCUGGCCAAAGCAUUCGGAUCACCAACUCGAAUAAAUACUCAUCAAGUGGUGACACGUUGGUACAGAUCACCAGAAUUGUUAUUUGGUGCAAGACAAUAUGGCACAGGGGUUGAUAUGUGGGCAAUAGGGUGCAUAUUGGCUGAAUUACUAUUAAGAGUCCCAUUUCUACCUGGAGAAUCUGAUCUGGACCAACUUUCGCGUAUCUUUCAAGUAUUUGGUACACCUAGUGAAGAAACUUGGCCUGGUAUGAAAGGUUUAACUGACUACGUCCAGUUUAAGCAAUUCCCACCACAGCAACUUCGUCAUAUAUUUAGUGCUGCUGGAGAUGACUUGAUUCAACUUAUGGAAAGCCUUCUAGCAUUAUACCCACCAAAUCGAUGUGAUUGUACGCAGGCGUUACAGAUGACAUAUUUCAGCAACAAGCCAGCACCUUCAGUGGGCUCUAAGUUACCAAUGCCCUCCAGCAUCUGCAAGGUGGAGACUGAAAAGCCAUCUCUAAAAAGAAAGCUUCUGGAGAACAUUGAUGGUGGAUCUUUAGCCAAGAGACUACAGUUUUGA
This is a messenger RNA of Arctia plantaginis, 1017 nucleotides long. The record is from the annotation of a GenBank genome assembly. Lineage: Eukaryota; Metazoa; Arthropoda; Insecta; Lepidoptera; Erebidae.